UGGAAAGAUUCAAAGUUCGAUAAGGUCAGCAUAGAAAGGAACGUGUGCAAAUAUUCAACUUCAAGUCAUCGUUUUGAAAACCUUUUCUUUCCAUUUCCACCAUCAUCUUCUCUUCCCUCAAUCGACCAUGUCAUCUUCCCACACACAAUCAUUAACAGAGGAAGAAAUUGAUCAAUUCAUCAAAACUCUUGAUCACAACAAGGAUGGCAAGAUCAGUUUUGCCGAAUUGGAACAACAAUUAGACCAUGCAUUUGAAGAGCUUAAACCACACGUAGCACGAAAGACGGAAAAGGACGUCGAAGCGGAUAUAGAUGAAGAAAAAGCUGUACAACGUAGACAUGCAUUCAUUCGAAAGAUGUUGGGAGAAGAACAUGGAGAAUGUAUACCGGUCCAACAAUUCAAAGACCGAAUACAGAAUUGGAAAAUACCUUCACUUGAACAAGAGAAACAAAACGAAAAGGAAGAAGGAGAUCACCUCAAACGGGCGUCAUUUCGAAGAAAAAUGUAUGCUUGGUGGAGAGUUGUCGGACCAGAGUACGUAUUCAUGGCAGUUGUCGUGGCCUUGCAAUUAGGGCUUGGGAUAUGGCAAUGUCUCAAAUACGCUCUAGGCAGAGAAUAUCAAGCUGCUUUUGGUUGGGGUGUAGCUCUGGCAAAGUUCUCAGCAGGUGCUUUGUAUCCCACCUUAUUCUUCCUCUUAUUGAGUAUGUCAAGAUGGUGGUCAACUGCAAUGAGAAGAUUUUAUUACGUUUCAAGAUUUAUCAAUUGGGAUCAUGCUCAAGCUUUUCAUAUCUUGAUGUCCGUUGAGACCCUUCUUUUUGCAACUUUGCAUGCAAUCGGCCAUCUUUCAGGCUCGUUCAACUUUGGCAGCAUGCCUGAUCGACAAGCAGCAGUUGGUCAACUUUUAGGACAAGAUGCAAUCCCAAAACGAUAUAUUGACUACGUCCGUACGUUACCAGGUUCUUCCGGAUUGACUGCUUUGGGGACACUAUACUGCAUCUCCUUAUUGAGUAUGCCGAUCGUACGUAAAUGGUCUUACGAACUCUUUCAAUCAGCGCAUUUGCUCAUGUUCCCGUUUAUUGGUCUAUUGAUGGCACACGGAGCAAGAAGGUUGUUGCAAUAUCCUGUAUUGGGUUUUAUACUCGCCAUUCCGACAUUGUUGAUUUUACUUGAACGUGGAACACGACUGAUUAGAAGUUUCAUCUCAAUUCCUGCAACAAUCACAAUUCUGGAUAAGGAAACAGUAUGUGUUUCUUGUCAAAUACCUGAUUCACGUAUUUGGCCAUACGAAGCCGGUCAAUUUGUAUUUUUGCAAGUUCCUCAAUUAUCAAGAUUUCAAUGGCAUCCUUUCACGAUUUCUUUGUGUUUAGAUCGUGAGAUGCAAUUGCACAUUAAAACAGAUGGGGAUUGGACAGGUAAAUUACGUGAUUUAGCAGGAGAAGAGCCUAUCAAGAUUGGAUUGGACGGUCCUUUUGGCGCACCUGCACAACGAUUUUAUGAUUUUGAUCAAGCGAUCAUCGUUGGAGCAGGAAUUGGAAUAACACCAUUCAGUGCAAUUUUACACGAUUUACAAGAACGAGAAGAUCAUAGAUGGAAGAAAAACGACAAGCAGGACAAACAACAGCUAAGCAGACAUCCAUCAAUUUUACCCGAUCACAAUCACAUCGAUUUGGAAUUGUAUAGAAGAGUGGAUAUGCAUUGGAUCGUUCGAGAUAAGAAUGCAUUGCUUUGGUUUUCGGAUUUAUUGAAUGAUAUUAGCAAUGACGAAAAAGGACAUGAUCGUGAUCAUUUGGAUAUUCGAAUUUUUAAUCAUGUUACACGCAAACAUGAUGAUAUUUCACUUCAUAUCUUUCGAUGGUUACUUGAACAAAACAGAACGGAAGAAAAUCAACAAUCACCUUUGACUGGUUUAAUUGCACCAACUCAUUUCGGACGGCCGAAUUUUAAGGAAAUUAUGCAAAAACAUUAUACACAAAUGCAAGAAUUAUUUGCUUCUCAACCCAAACGUAAACGUAAAAUCGGAGUAUUUUUUUGCGGUUCUCCGAUCAUUGGCGCUCAAUUGGCUGAUUUAUGUGAUGAAUGUACUCUGCUUGGCGUUCGAGAUGGAAGUUUGAUUGAAUAUCAUUUUCAAAUUGAAGUUUUUGGUUGAAAAAAGGUUGUACAUUAUCAUAUGAUGAUG
Meira miltonrushii is the source of this 2176-nucleotide messenger RNA. RefSeq lists its product as uncharacterized. Gene Ontology annotation, biological process: defense response; superoxide anion generation. Lineage: Eukaryota; Fungi; Basidiomycota; Exobasidiomycetes; Exobasidiales; Brachybasidiaceae. Gene Ontology annotation, molecular function: superoxide-generating NAD(P)H oxidase activity; calcium ion binding. Gene Ontology annotation, cellular component: plasma membrane; NADPH oxidase complex. The transcript has 2 exons. The coding region runs from base 128 to 2146 and encodes 672 amino acids. The record is from RefSeq and is a predicted model, not a curated record.